AUGUCACGGAUCCGCGUCGCGCGCGUCAAUCUCCAAAUGAUCGCUCCCCAAUCGCUCCCGCAAUUUUUGACUCCUGGUCUCAUCGUCGCCCACGGCCACGUCCUCGCUGCCAUUGCGAUGCAUCGAGCACUGCAGGUCACCGAACUCCUCCAGCUUAUAUUCUCCGAUUUCAACAAAGGAUGUACUCAGUUCAACGGUGGCCUUCAAGGCAACCCGACGCUAGCCGCGCUCGCUCGGACGUGUUGCGCAUUCAAGGAGCCAGCGCUCGACGCGCUCUGGGAGUGUAUCAUCACGCUAGAUCCAUUUCUCAGAUGUCUUCCGGAGGAUGCUUGGCACUUUGUCGAUGCCGGUGUGCCGGAUUAUGCACCAAAGCGAACACCCAAAGUUAUGGCUACUCCAUCCCGGCAUUUUACGGUCGCUGACUGGGAAAUCCUUCGUAAAUACACCUAUCGAGUUCGGAAGCUGUCCGAACAGCCUUUUAUGAAGCUCUGCUCGGCAGCACUCCUGGAACUGAGUCUAGGGCCACACGACAUGUUUCCCCUUCUACCUCGCUUGAAGGGCAUCCACUGGAGCGACGUGUCAAAAGAAGAUAUCAGCUACUUGCCCCUCUUCCUUACCCCUACGCUCGAAGACCUCAGCAUUAGCUUCCACCGGAUUUAUGGCAGAGGUGUAGAGCGUAUAGAGCCAGUACUCUCCUCGCUUGGGGAUCUAUGUCCCGACGUCAAAUAUGCGCAUAUAUAUGGAUACGAAGAGGCUGAUGAAGGGGCUGAAAUGCUUUCUCGGUCGCUUCAUCACUGGAAGACCCUCGAGACUGUUCACACUGGAGAACUCAUGGAUGACGGUAUUGUUUACCUCGGAAGUCUGCCCAAUCUUAGGACUAUGUCCUUCACGAUGAGACCACACACAUCCUUCUAUAACCUUCGCUCACGGAUCAUCGAUAAACCAUUCGAAGCUCUCACUUCUCUGGUGGCUGAACUCAACGAUCUAGAUGGCCUCGUCGACUUCAUUAGUCACAUGGAGCUCUCCCUAACUGACAUCGAACUGCACGUCAGCGAUACAUUCUUUUGCGCAGGCCGAGUCGAGGAUGUCAUUAAAGCCCUCGCAAAGCACGGAACUAGGCCACUGAAGACGUUUUUCAUGAUCGAUUCGGACUAUGACGGCGUACCAGCUUUUGAGUCGAAGUUCGUAGUUCGCAACCACCUCCUCGCGAUCGACAGCUUCCGCCCUCUGUUCAAGUUCACCCAUCUCGAGAUUCUUCAUGUUAACAUGAUCUGCUGCCUUGAGCUCAACGAUCAAGGCCUCAUCGAGCUCGCGCUCGCGCUCCCUUUCCUCAGAGACCUCAGCCUCAAUGCCGAAUACGGCUGGCGCACCUUCUCCAAAGUCACGUUCUACGGGCUGUACACCGUUAUCCACCUCUGCCCACGCCUCCGCUCUCUUGGCAUUGAGCUCGACGCAUUAGCUAUCAAUUCGACACGCCCAAGCGCUGACCUACCCGAGCACCUCCAAAACUUCCCCGAGCCGAAGGCCAACACCGCGAUUACGUUUCUCGUCGUUGGCGACUCGCUCAUCGAAGACCCGGCGACCGUGGCUCAGCGGCUGUACGCAGUCAUGCCGAAGCUGAAGAAGAUAAAGGCAUGGAGCACAAAAUGGGCGAAGUGGGACGAGAUGGACCGUAUUCUCAUGCGCAAUAUGUUCAAGCCACGGUGGGCUGAGGUUCAGCGGGGCCUCCGGAGGCUCCGUAAGCCUCAUCUGGCUCACCGGGGUGAGGCAUCGGACGACAAUGAUGAUUCAGACGAGGAGAAUGAGCAGGAUGACAUGUCAAUCGAUUAGGCGUUAGUGCGAU
Molecule: messenger RNA, 1843 nt
Organism: Coniophora puteana RWD-64-598 SS2
Lineage: Eukaryota; Fungi; Basidiomycota; Agaricomycetes; Boletales; Coniophoraceae
Exons: 3
Coding region: 1-1830 (609 amino acids)
Source: RefSeq, a predicted model, not a curated record